AUGUCCUCUGAAAUCCUGGUUCAAUGUGGCUAUUCUCCAGAAUUAAUCAAUCUACUUGGGAACGUUUUCAUCUCAUUGUUGAUUCAAGCUAUUUGCUGUCCAGAUGGAGAACAUUGUUGCCCUCAUGGUUCAGUCUGCGAUAUGGUGCAUCACUCAUGUAAACCAACUAAGUCCAAUGAAAUCCCAGAGAUAAAAGAAUCUUCCCACACCUUACACCUUGUAUCAGCAUCAGCUCCUGCACGUAUCAACCCAAAUGUCAACCCAUCUAAAGCAGACUGGAGAAAAAAGAUUCAUAAACUGUCAGCCAAGUAUUUACUAGCUUAUUCUGGUGUCGUAUGUCCAGAUCCAUUAUAUGAAUGCCCAGCUGAUACAACUUGUUGUCCUAGUCCAGAUGAAACGUGGGCAUGUUGCCCUAUUCCUCAAGCUGUAUGUUGCAGUGAUGGAGAACACUGUUGUCCUGAAGGUUAUGUAUGUGAUUUAUCUGUUGGAGAGUGUAUAAAUCGUUCUAAAUCAUCAAAUGAAUUGAAAAAGUUUUUACCAAACAUUAAUUUAUCAUCAUUACCAACAAAAAUUGGUUAUAAUAAUCGUUGUCCUAACAGUGAUGUUUAUUGUGAAGAUAAUUCAACUUGUUGUGAACAUGAUAAGGAAUGGGGUUGUUGCUUGUUCUCAAAUGCAGUCUGUUGUUCCGAUGGUAUUCAUUGUUGUCCAGCAAAUACAAUUUGUGAUUUAAAAGCAGAAAUGUGUAUUGGUGAAUCCGGUGAUAUUCUCACUAAACUACAAUUGAAAUCUAAACCUAAAUUUAAUUCAUUCAAGUAUAAUUCACGUAUUAGUAUUUGCUCUGAUAUGAAGUCAGUUUGUAUUAAUGGUACAUGUUGUUCCAAUGUAAAUGAUCAAUUAUCAACACUUUGUUGUCCUUAUGAAAAUGCCGUUUGUUGCAACGAUGGUGAACAUUGUUGCCCAAAGGGUACAACAUGCGAUAUGGUCAAUGGUGGUUGUAUUAUUUCACAAGAAGAUUUAUCAAAAUCUAAUUCUGUUCCAUUGCUUACCAAGAUCUCAGCAUUACAUGUUACUUCCAAAAAUAACACACAGUCUACUGUUUUCACACAAGUUUGUCCUGGUGGUAAAGCGAAAUGUCCAGAUAGUGCAACAUGUUGUAAAUUAUCUAGUGGGGAAUAUGCAUGUUGUCCAAUUCCAAAUGCUAUUUGUUGUACAGAUGAUAUUCAUUGCUGUCCAUCAGGAACUUCAUGUGACUACAAAACUCUAUCCCCAACAGCUAAUGAAUUAUUACGUAAUCCUGGAUUGUUGUUUACUGGAGUACGUGAUCAUGUUUGCCCUGGUCAUCAAUCUACAUGUGCUGAUGAUCAAACUUGUUGUCCAUUGCCUGAUAAAUCAUUCGGUUGUUGUCCACUGAAAAAUGGUGUUUGUUGUGGUGAUCAUCUUCACUGUUGUCCAGCUGGUUCAAUAUGUGAUUUGGAUACAAAACAGUGCAUUUUACAAAUUGAAUACAAUCAAUCUACCACAAAAAUAGUUUAUGAUGGGUUUACUAUGCACAAAGCUAAUCAAAAGUUAUCAGAUAGUUUAUAUUCACAACCAGUAAAAUCUAUUAGUACAAUUGAUACUUAUGUACAAGCAAAAUGGUGUGGAGCAUGUGGUGACACUUGGGCUUGUUGUCCAGAUAUUACUUUUACUUCAUGGUCAUGUUGUCCUUAUGUGGGCGGAGAAUGUUGUAUUGGACAAAAUACUUGUUGUCCUCCUGGAUCACGUUGUUUAAAUAAUGGGAAAUGUGAAAAGAUCCAAAAGAAUAUCUUCAAAUCAUCAACAUCUACUUUAAUACCAUCUAUUUCAAUGAAUAACAAUGUACAAAGACCACAUUUCAUUAAACAAAAUAAUGAAAAAGAAAACUUCCAGAUAGAAAUGUCCAACAGUGCUAAACCUGCUCAAAGGAAUAUCCUUCUUCUUGUUCGUCAUUAUCGACGUCUUAAACGACAAUUGCAUACAAUUUGUCCUGAUUCAUUACACUAUUGUGGUAAAUCUGAACAAUGUUGUCUUUCUAAUAAAUUUGGUUAUACUUGCACACCGAAUGAGUCCAUAUGUUGUGAAUCUAGUAUGAAUACUUAUUGUCCAAUAUCCAAGGAUUGUUCUCUAGAUGGGAAAUUCUGUGUUGAUAAGUAUUAG
This is a messenger RNA of Schistosoma mattheei, 2175 nucleotides long. The record is from the annotation of a GenBank genome assembly. Lineage: Eukaryota; Metazoa; Platyhelminthes; Trematoda; Strigeidida; Schistosomatidae.